AUGAAACCAUGGGCGGAACAGCGGCCGGCGUCUCCCCAGAGAGCUGGAUUAGCUACGUCGCCUAGCAAGUCACCGUUUGUUCGGCCAGCUGACAUCUAUCGACGCGUUGAGGAAGAAAAGGAACGACGAGGCCCGCAGGCUGGUACAUUUCCUAGCAGUACAGCAGUGUCCGCUGGAACACGGGUUGACGAGACUGCUCACAAGCCAUCUGUAUCAGAAAAUACUGGCUUGGGCCUGCAGUCAGUCCAUGACGCAACUUUGAGUGCUGAAAGGAAGAGCGAGUAUGGUCUCGAGGGCUUAAUUGACAGCUAUGGCCAUAGAGAAUCCACGGUUGCCCAUCCAGCAGGAGGAGGGGACACAAAGCUGUCUCAGGAGCCAAACUCCGACUGUGCGGGCACAGUGAAUUCGCGGCGUUUUUCAACAAGUCCGCAAUUACCGGAUUUAGCUCGCAUGUCUGGGUUUGGAGAAGACUUCUUCUCCUCUGCGCUUUUUUCUGGUUCGAAAAUUGACUCGCCCGCCCAGACCUCUAUGCAGUCUUCUGUAUCCGAUUGUACGCCUGCUGCACCCAGCAUCCAGCCGGCCUGUGCAGGGUUGACGUCAGGCCAAUCAUGCACUUUGCUUUCUGCACACCCUCCUCCGCACACGCCUGUGUCCUUUCCUUCAAAACCGGUCGUCGAUUCGAACGCACCGCUGCAUUCUUCCAGCGCUAGCGUGGCCAGCAACUCUACUACCUCCUCCUCACCCGCCGGGCCCGAUCAGGCCGUUGGGCUGCCGUUUCGCGAUAAACCUCGCGAACUAUCCCCAGGUAGCGACGGUCCCACCGAGCAACGGCAACCCGCAGCGGAGCCUUCACGCGAGGCCGCAUUACAUGCAGGAAAGCACACUAUCUCUUCCCCGACUGCCCCAGCGUUACCAGGUGGCUGGGUUUCUGAAAGCGCGACACCAGCUCUUGAGCCUUCUCACUCCCCUCAAAAUCCAGCGCUCUCUUCUCAUCAGCUGCCGGCUAAGGCAAUACCAUCCCCACGUUCUCCAGAGGCACCCGGGCUCCCUGCAGGGCAACCUCAGCAGGUCGCAUUAACACCAAAUAGCCAGGAGAUGGUUAUCCCAACAUCUACCCCCGCGACAAAAGCAGCUACGGCAGUUUCAACCCUUCCUAUUUCGCCGCGUGAACCGUCCCCUCUCCAUAUAGCUAGCCCGGUCUCAUCUCAACACGCCACGUCUAAUGUGGACCGUAAUGUACACUCGCCUACAAACCAAGAUCGCCUUUCUGGAAGCCAAAUAACGACAAAUGCAACCUCUUUCCAUCUUGGGCUAACGACCACAGCACCGUUAAAUCCUCGAAAGGGUUCGUCGGAUGCUAACAUUUCUCUUCUACCCCCCAUCGUUUCCCUCCCUCCAUUAGACGCAGACACGUCCUUUGGCUCGUCGAAUAGCUCCCCGGUUAAAGACAGCGACAUCUUGAGUGAGGAGAUCAUCAAGUCCCUGACUCCAUCAGAGCCGCCUACUAGGUUAGGUGGAAAAGCCAGGGAGCUGACGACUGCAUAUCCUGCUGCAGCAGAACUCGAGCUUUCUCGCGAAAGCAGUUAUCUUGGCGAUGUCUAUGGGGAUUACUGGGCAUCAGUUGGAGAGACGUUCUCCCAGGGCGAUCGACCAAAAGAAUCUCCACAGCCUUCACCGGUUUCGCUACGGCCUUUGGACACUCUUCAGAAACCACCUUCCGCCAUACUAGCCAAAAACGUUGUCAAUCAGACCAGCCCAGAAGACUCUACAACGAUUAAUCCAGCUGGUGCUCCUGAUACAACAGCGAACGGGACUGGAACACCCCGCAAUCGCUUCUCAUGGGAGGAAGAAGACGUUGGCGAAAGCAUCAUCAACAGUUCGGGCCAGCGAGCACAAACACCUUCUGAGCCCAAAGCUUCUGUGUCCGAUGUGGCACAGAGCUCCGUGCUUGCUACGGAACCAACUACUGCCACUACCGCGGUGACUAAGCCGUCACCCAUAUCUUCUAAAGUGGACAUUCGACAGCCAUCUCCAGAUCCACAGUUUGUCUGUCCUCCUGAGCGAAGUCAAGCAGCAGCUGGAGGCGCUUCCGAUAAAGCUCCCGGCUUCUCCGUGUCCGAUUAUAGCGUCAGUAGCCGUUCUCCGGUUUUGGAACGGCCUGAUGUUCAAAUAAGCACUCGGCCGCUGUCACCAAGUGAAAAUGCUGUUUCACAAGACUCAUCGACGGGCAAAUCUCCGGAGGCCGAGCAGGCCAAGACCUCGAAUGUUUCUUCGAUCAAGAAAGACUCCCCUAAUACUAUGCCAUUCCGCAAAAUAAUGGAACUAAGUUCACCAGCAGAGCGCAUCAAACAGUACAACCAUGCUCGAUGGCAGGUCUCUACAGCGGAUUCUGGGCUGACGGAGUGGGUAUCGGUCAUGCUGGCAAGACACCCUGAACAUGUUGACUCCGGGUUUUCAACGACUCCGGCAUUGCGUUCCCCUGGAUUUCCGGGUCAGGGUCAAGGCCCGCUGAAGUCGCCGAUCGUGUUGUCGGGAGCAUCUCAUCAUUUACAUCAGUUGGGACAUUCAAGCAACCAGAUGGGUUCAAAGGGCAAGGAGUUCUUGAUGGCGGCAGGAAAGGCCGGUAAAGGGCUUUUGAAUAAGGGCCGGAGCAAACUGAAGGCACUCGAGGACAAGCUGGAAGAGAGGAGGUAG
Messenger RNA from Thermochaetoides thermophila DSM 1495, 2694 nucleotides. RefSeq lists its product as uncharacterized. The record is from RefSeq and is a predicted model, not a curated record. Bases 1 to 2694 code for a protein of 897 amino acids. NCBI's taxonomy places the organism in Eukaryota, Fungi, Ascomycota, Sordariomycetes, Sordariales, Chaetomiaceae. The transcript has a single exon.